GGAUAUCAGAGUAAGAUCUGCUCUCAAGUACCAGAAAGGUUGUUAAUAUUGCUGUAAUCUGAUAAUUUUUUCCUCUGAAGCCCCAGCCUGAUAUUUUGGAUUAGUUCCCCCAUAAAUCAGGUAAAAUACCCACAUUCAUUUUGAAUGGUAGUUCCUUAAAUGGCAAUAAAAUAAUGGGAACUGAAAGAGUUAACAGGAAGGUUAUACCUGCACAAUACAUUUGCCCAACCCUUUGUGAUUUAAAAAGUCCCACUGGUUAUAGAGAGAGAGGAACUUUCAGUUUCGUUUCUUAUUCCUGAUUUCAGUGAUGGCGGCUGCUGAUCUGAGAGACGAGCUGAGCUGCUCCAUCUGCCUGAGCAUUUAUACUGAUCCGGUAUCCCUGCCCUGUGGCCAUAACUUCUGCCGGGGCUGCAUUUGGGUGGUGCUGGGUACCCAGGAGGGGUCUGGGGCUUAUUCCUGCCCUGAAUGCAGAGCUGAGUAUCAGGAGCGCCCUGCCCUGCCCAGGAACAGAGCUCUGGGGAACAUAGCAGAGAGGUUCCGUCCGACUGAGACAGAGCCGGGGGAGACUGGGAUCUUCUGCACUUACUGUCUCCUCUCUCCUGUACCUGCUGCUAAAUCCUGUCUCCUGUGUGAGGCUUCUCUGUGUGAUACCCACCUGAGGGGGCACUGCCAGUCAGCAGAACAUGUACUCACUGAGCCCACCGCUUCCUUUAUGGGGAGAAAAUGUUCUGUACAUCACAAGGUUCUGGAGUAUCACUGCUGUGAGGACUCUGCCUGUAUCUGUGCAUCCUGCUGCCUGGCCGGGGAGCACCGGGGCCACAGGGUAGAGCUGCUGAGUGAGGCCUCUGAGAAGAAGAAAGAGAAACUGAGGAAAGUUCUGGAGAAACUGAGCCCAGAGAGAGAGGAGACUGAGAGAGGAGCCCAGAGGCUGCAGGAGCGCAGGAGAGAAGUGGCAGAAGCGGCAGCUGGUGAGACAGAGAGAGUCACUGCCCUGUUUAGGGGCAUCAGGGAAGAGCUGGAAGCCCUAGAGAAGCGACUCCUGAGUGACAUCUCCAGGCAGAAAGAGGAGCUCUCACUCACACUCACUGAGCUGAUCCAACAGCUGGAAAUAAAGAAGGACGAGCUGUCCAGGAAGAUCCGGCACAUUGAGGAGCUGUGCAACAUGGCAGAUCCACUCACUGUCCUACAGGAACAAUGGGAAUCCCAUGGAGCUGCCUUUUGUGGGGCUGAGGGGGCAGAUACUGAGGGCAGAGAGAGAGGGGGUAUAAAGGUCCCGGCUGUAGGGGAUCUGGAUGUGGGUCGGAUCUCAGAGACAUUACUCACAGGCUUAGCUGGGAUUGUGACUGGGGUAGAGGGAUGGAUCUAUGGGCAGGAGGCUACAGAGCUGGUACUGGAUAUAAACACGGUUGGGAAUCAUGUAUCUGUAUCAGGGGACAGGAAAUCUGCUUCCUACUCACAUACAGACCAGCGUCGCCCACAAACCCCAGAGAGAUUUCAGGGGCCUCAGGCUUUAAGCACCAGGAGUUUCCCCUCAGGGCGACAUUACUGGGAAGUGGAGGGCAGUGAAUCAGGGCGCUGGAGGGUAGGGGUGGCCUAUCCCAGUAUAGAGAGGAGAGGGUUUCAGUCUCUCAUUGGGAAUAAUAAUAAGUCCUGGGGUUUGUACAGAUGGAAUAAUAGCUAUACAGUGAGACAUGACAGGAAAGACACACAAUUACCCCACGUCCCUUCCUGCAGGAAAAUCAGGAUCUCAUUGGACUAUGAGGCCGGACGCCUGUCCUUUUAUGAGCUGAGUGAGCCAAUCAGGCACUUACACACCUUCACUGCCUCCUUCACUGAGCCCCUUCAUGCUGCAUUCUGGGUAGGGUGGGAUGAUGGUGACUGGGUGAGAAUCAUUAGUUAGGGCCCCGCCCACUGCCCAGCAGGAACCCCAUUCCCAGAGCUGCCCUUAGCCCUGUGAUGCCAGGAAAGGAAGGAGGUGCAAGAGCCAUAUUUACAUUGGACACUCCUCUAGCCGUGACUGGGCAGCCAUAUUAACUAAUAAAGUUAUCUAAAAUCCAUUAUCUAAAAUAUUACAGGUAUAUGACCCGUUAUCCAGAACGUUUGGGACAAAGGGUAU
Molecule: messenger RNA, 2116 nt
Organism: Xenopus tropicalis (tropical clawed frog)
Lineage: Eukaryota; Metazoa; Chordata; Amphibia; Anura; Pipidae
Product: E3 ubiquitin-protein ligase TRIM7-like
Exons: 1
Coding region: 308-1900 (530 amino acids)
Biological process (GO): antiviral innate immune response
Cellular component (GO): cytoplasm
Molecular function (GO): zinc ion binding
Source: RefSeq, a predicted model, not a curated record